AUGUCGGCCUCAUUACCUGGCUCCAGGGACCUGCCGGUUUCGCAAUAUGAUUUGGCCACGUAUCUCGGCCGGGUGAAGCACGCGGUGGGCUUGACAGAUCCGAGCACCCUCCUCGCCGGCACGAGCGGCCUGGAGCGCGCGAAGCAGCUCGUCACAGACUACAAGACGGGCAAGAUUGCGAGCAUGACGCCCGAGCUGUGGCACGCCAAAAAGGUGGUCGACUCGACGCUUCACCCUGACACGGGCGAGCCCGUCUUCCUCCCCUUCCGCAUGUCCUCGUUCGUCAUCACCAACCUCAUCGUCACGGCGGGCAUGCUCCAGCCGGGCCUCCAGACGCCCGGCAUCAUCGCGUGGCAAGUCGCCAACCAGUCGCUCAACGUGGCCAUCAACUCGGCCAACGCCAACAAGUCGUCGCCCAUGUCGGCCGCCACGCUGGCCAAGUCGUACGCCGUCGCCGUGUCGGCCUCGUGCUCCGUCGCCCUCGGCCUCAACGCCCUCGUGCCCCGGCUCCGCGUCGCCCCGGCCACGCGCAACAUCCUCAGCCGCCUGGUGCCCUUUGCCGCCGUCGCCACCGCCGGCGCCCUCAACGCGUACCUCAUGCGCCGCGGCGAAAUCGCCGCGGGCAUCGACGUGCGGCCCGUCCUGUCCGCCGACCAGAAGAGGGGGCUGCAGGAGCAGGGCUUGUCGGAGCGCGACGUGCCGAGCCUGGGGCGCAGCCGGCGCGCCGCCCGGCUGGCCGUCUACGAGACCGCCGCCAGCAGGGUCUUCAACAGCUCGCCCAUCAUGAUUAUCCCCCCGAUGGUGCUGUACCACGUGCAGACUAGGCAGGCGUGGUAUAGGAACCUGAUGGAGGGCGCGUACGUCAGCUCGCGGCCGAGGCUGGCCGCCGGUAUUCCUAUUGGCCUCAACCUGGUGCUCAUUGCGGCCACGUCGUUUGCCGUGCUGCCGCUGGCGCUGGCCGUCUUCCCGCAGCAGCAGGAGAUUUCGGCCGAUAGCUUGGAGGACGAGUUCAGGGGAAAGGGGGGCCUGAACGGCAAGGUGUGGUUCAAUAGGGGGCUUUAG
This is a messenger RNA of Metarhizium brunneum ARSEF 3297, 1062 nucleotides long. RefSeq names its product Sideroflexin FSF1 (gene FSF1). Lineage: Eukaryota; Fungi; Ascomycota; Sordariomycetes; Hypocreales; Clavicipitaceae. The record is from RefSeq and is a predicted model, not a curated record. Gene Ontology annotation, biological process: mitochondrial transmembrane transport; monoatomic ion transport. Gene Ontology annotation, molecular function: monoatomic ion transmembrane transporter activity. Gene Ontology annotation, cellular component: mitochondrial inner membrane.